CAAGAGUGGCUCUAAUUUCUAGUCAGGGAUGAAAGUCCUGAGGUCUUAGUGCUAGGCGGGUGUGGCAUUGGCAAUAGUUGAAACCAACCAUUUCGUGUUGUGAUAUGAAGUAUCUGUUUGUCUAGCAGCGCACUUGUGUCUGAAAUGUCCUUACUUUUGAUGGAUCAUCAGAUUUUGUGCUUAGUUAUGAAGAUAAAGAUGGAGACCGGAUGCUUGUUAGAGAUGUUCCUUAGGGGUAUGUUUUCACUUAAGCCAGCGUCUACAUGGAUUUCUGAGGAAAUUUCGCAUCCAAAGAAGUCGAAUUCUAAGCCUAAGUCCAACUUAGAUGUGGUGGGUAGUUGUGAUCGUAAAACACAAGAAUCAACCACCAAAAGCAAGAAAGCAGGACUUGCAUACGAUGCAAUUCAAGGACUUGGCCCGUCAUGCAAAUACUUGCAGUUUAUCAUGACUUCGGCGCCUGAUGAUAUAUAUGAUAAUACUACCAUCCCAUUGGCGGCCUCAGUUUGGCACUCGGAUUUUGAUCAAGAAACAUACAUAAAUGCGUCCGAUAUAGAAGAGUUCCUUCGCGGGGCGUGCUUAAACAUUUCAGCGAUCCAAGUCUACAUAUUGUAAUUAAAUGUUUUAUUGUUGUUAAAUAUAUUAGUACGUGCACUUUGGUUUUGGGAUGUAUACAAAACUACAGUUAUUGUUUAUAUAUUUGUUAUACAAGU
Messenger RNA from Spinacia oleracea (spinach), 710 nucleotides. RefSeq lists its product as uncharacterized. The transcript is spliced from 3 exons. The record is from RefSeq and is a predicted model, not a curated record. The coding region runs from base 145 to 612 and encodes 155 amino acids. NCBI's taxonomy places the organism in Eukaryota, Viridiplantae, Streptophyta, Magnoliopsida, Caryophyllales, Amaranthaceae.